AUGAUCCGGGUGCUAGCGCUUCUCCCAGUAGCUCCGCUGGGCCUUCCGCUGGUAUCCUCUGACUGGGCGAGGCGCUUGUGCACGCAGCCCACAGGUGCGCAGUCCGAGGGCGCACAGUUCGGGCUAGGGAAGCUGCCGGAGAUGAUGGUCUGUGAGAAGGAGGGCUGCGAGACUUAUUCUUUGGGCUCUGGCUUUUGUGUCUCCUGGAUGGCUCUACAAGGGAAAAAGCUCAAGGCUGCAGUUGGCACGCCCUCCUGGCACAACUGUCACACUGAAUCUUUCUACACCCAGCUACAGCAGGGCAACGUCUUUCAACACCCUCCACCAAUGCUGGACUGUCCCAGUACCGUGCCCAUAGCCAUUCUGGCCGUGCCCAAAGCGGCCUCCAGCUCCUUCAUCCUUUGGUUGGCGCAGCUCGAGGGCCGCACGGAGGGUCACUUGACCGCUGCGCUCUCCGCGCGCUCGUGCUUGGAGCUGGGCGCAGGGCGUGAGCGCCGGGUGGCGCGAUGCUUGGCGAAGGCUUUCUACCAUCCCUUCGCCAACUAUUCCUCAAAGCUUCCAGGCUUGAACUUGAAAUCCUUCGGCUGCACUCGCCAAAAGGCCAAUGGACUGGCUUCAUAUGGACUUCGGUGGCAUCAGACCUUGGGUACUGGCUGGCUGGUGGCCCCACCUUUCCUGUGCCAGCAGUGCUGCAUGCAGGGCUACGGGAGGCUGAUGGUGAUUUUAGCCAGAAAUCCCUACAUGCGGAUCGCAUCGUACUUCAAACGCUGGAUUGCUCCCACGAGGUUCUUUGGGGACUGGUCCAUGUUUCCGAUUUGGCUUCGACAUCUCCAGAACGUGAGCCGUUUCACUGAUGGCUUCAAGGCCUGUCGCGGCAGGGGUGAGCUCAACUCGGAUGAUGUGCUGCACACGCGUUCGGUGAAGGAAAUGUUGGAUGAUGAUCGGGUGGUGCCUGGACGCUCCCAUCGGCGAUUCAAUAUCAUACACCUCGAAACCCUCGCCAAGGAUCUGGAACAGCUUCAGCAGAGCUUAUGCCAGUCCUUCAGCUUCUGCCGCAGCUUCCCGCCCUUCCCCAGCAGUGGAUUUCACCACUCCAAUGCGAAGAACUUAGUGAAGGAUCGGAUGAGGUGGCGGAAGAUGUGGCGCGGCCUAAAGCCGCUGAUGCUGGAGCGCUAUGGCUGGGAUUUCGAGCAUUUGGGCUACUCCACGGAUCCCUGGGAUCUCAUGCCACGUGAGACCGCCUUGACGCGAGCUGCAUUGAGGAAAGAUGGCGAGCUGCGGCAUGUCUUCAGGGUUUGCAAAUUCACUGAUAUUCGCGUCCCGGUGUGCAACGGCCCAGAGACCACACCGGCCUUUGCACAGAGCUCGCUGGAUGUGAUGUACUCGCGGCAACUCCUAAAGGAUUCCCAAAUCCGCUGGGCAAGCCCCGCUUGCAGGCCAGACUUGGGGGAGACCUCCUUAGCUUUGGUUGACGCGCAAGAAGAGAGCGUUGAGGCGCUUCGUUGGGUCCUCCAGGGCCGGGAUUUGGCCGAGGGCCGUGGAGGAGGGCAGAUCAAUCGGCCGGGCGUUUACCGCACCAUUUGCCUGGAGGUGAAUUUGCGCAGCAAGUUGUGCGUGUGUGCUCUUCAGCAUGCCAGAUACCUCAGCGACAUGGAGGGCGGAGAGUUGAGCCGGAAGAUGAUCCGCAAGGUCGGCACCGACAGCACCGUGCGGAACAUGGACCACAGCUCGGAGGCCUCCGUGACCAACUUGGAGUCCUUGGUCUCCAUGGUGCAGGAGAUCUGCAGCGCCCAAGCGGCGAAAGCCAAGGAGAUGGAAACCUUGCGGCAGAACUGGGCCAAGCAGAGCAGGGAGACCCGAACGGGACCGUUUGACGAGGAUGCCUUCAACCAAUUGGCCGAGCAGUGCGAGGACGUCCGGCUGAUGCGCAAGUUGCAGGAGCUUCGUGAUGAAUGGCAGACCCUGGAGAGCUUGUUGGAUGGCCUCUACGGUUGGUUAGCCUCCCCGACCUCCUUACUCUACGAUGCGGCCUUGCUGCGGCGAGUUCAUCAGUACAUGGACCGCGUCUUGAAGCUUCUGGUGGAUGCCGUAAAGAGGAACGGAUGCAGCAUCAUCCACGCAUCCUACAGCAAGGCGGCCGGCGCGGCGCCGGUGAAUGCGACCAAGGCUGAUGGCAACUUGCCCACCUGCUACUACCUUGCCACAUCUGGUACAAAGACAUACGAAGGAGAAUAUCAAUGGGUAAUUGAGCUGGAGAAGGGCUGGAGUGCAUGGCUCCCGGGCAAUGAGCCAUUCCAAGGGAGCACCGCAAAACCCAUGCGCUAUACCUUGGGAAGGUAUGACUUCGAGGUUCACUUCGAGAGCGAGUCCCAUGGCACUCAAACCAACUUGACCACAGGGAAGGUCCGUCGAAUCCAACGGCUUCAGAAGGGCGAAGCGUUCCCUGCAUGGGAAGGCACUGGAGUCCGUCGACGUCCCGCCAGCGCAGCGGCCGGCGCGCCGGCCAAAAACGCGACAGCUGCCCCUGCAGACUCGGCGGCAAAGGCAGCCCAGUCGAACCGCACAGCUCGCCGCAGCGGUUACCCUUGGCCACAGCCGCAGGGUCCGACGCAGGUGACCAAGAGUCAGCCUGGGCGGCCGCAGGUGUCGCAGGCAGCGUACAAAGGCUCAACCACCACUCCGACGGCUCCCGGUUUGCCGCGCUACAUGAGACCAUUGAAGUCCAAAGCCUAG
Durusdinium trenchii is the source of this 2733-nucleotide messenger RNA. The record is from the annotation of a GenBank genome assembly. Lineage: Eukaryota; Dinophyceae; Suessiales; Symbiodiniaceae.